UUUACACUACUCAUUCCUAUUACAUAACUUGCGCAUUGUCGAUACUUUCCAGUCUUAAUUAAUAUUUAUUGUAACAGAAAUAUGGUUUCAUUAAAAUUAUUAUUGUUAACUGUUUGUCUUGUAAAAUUAUUAUCCAAUUAUUUAGUAUAUGGUAAUAAUCUUUUGUAUCGUGAAUUAGGAUGUACUUCAAUUCUUACAGAAAAUUCUGAUGCAGGAGCCUACGAUUGUGGUAAUUUUGAGACAAGGUCUGCCGACAAAUGUUAUUUUUACGGCAAAGCGUAUGAUUUGAAUCAAGAAUUAUCUGAUGCCGAUUCAAUAACAAUUCCAUGUUAUGCUGCUUGUAAAUGUAGAUCUACUUCUUUUAAAGGGGAAAAUGUUGCAAGCUUUAGAUGCGCCAAUGUUGAGUGUCCAUCUUUAUUUAACAGACGGCCUGCGGAACCUUGCUACUAUCAAUACGAAAAAGAUAAUUGCUGUGAAGUAAAAACUUAUUGCCCUGAAACAAAAUCUACGGUUUAUCAAUGCGAAUACGAUAACAUUAUGUACAAAGAGGGCGAAAAAAUAUACAUCAAUAAUAAUAUUUGUAUUUGUAAACCAGGGUUUAAUGGAACUAUUAACAACGAUUGGUGUAGAGAAAUAAGAUGCAACAAUGAAAUUAAUAAUAUUAAGUCCAUAAUAGCUAAAGGGGCUCCCGUGUAUUUCAAGACAUCUGAAGGUUGUCCUAUUGAAUGGUUAAACCCUGAAAAUAUUCCUGGAACUGCAGGAAAAUUUGCUUCAGCCGGUAAAUCCCAAAUCGUUCAAAAAUGCAAAUAUGGAUCACUUGAGCUAUUAGUCGGUCAAGAAUUAGAAAUAGGUGAUUUAUCAGAUUCUGAAUCAUACAAAACUACUUGUUCCUGUGAAAUUCCACCAUUUAUUACUUGUUUAAAACAAAUCAAAUCAUGAAACGAUUCAAAAUACUUUUAAACCAGCUCAUUUUAAUAUUACUAUUUAAUAUAAUAAUAUUACCUAUAUAAUAAUAUAUAUUUAUAUACAAUCACAAAUCAUAAAUUUUAAUUAUAUAUUUUUAAUUGAAA
Messenger RNA from Daktulosphaira vitifoliae (grape phylloxera), 1070 nucleotides. RefSeq lists its product as uncharacterized. The record is from RefSeq and is a predicted model, not a curated record. Lineage: Eukaryota; Metazoa; Arthropoda; Insecta; Hemiptera; Phylloxeridae. The transcript is spliced from 7 exons. Bases 82 to 939 code for a protein of 285 amino acids.